AUGGCACGCCCGGAGGCGGAGGCGGAGAUCCACCCGCUUAAGGCCCGAGAGGCGCCGGCCUCGCCAGGGACCGAGGCUCGGGACGCCGAGAAGGAGGCGGGCGGCGGCGCGCAGCCCGAGAGGCUCUCGCAGUGGCGCACCGCGGCCUUCUUCCUCUCGCUCUACCUCUGCCUCGGCCUGGCCUUCGCCUUCUCCUUCGUCAUCCCCUGCCCGGUCAGGCCCGCCUCGCGGACGGCCUGGAGCAGGGCUUACGACGACGCCGCGGCAUACGCCUUCCUGGCGGCGGGGGACGCCGACGGGGACCGAGUGCAGGACCUGCUCGUGGCCUUCCAGGCCGGCCCCGGCAGCCGGAACACCAGCGGCGCCGGCCAUGGCACUUGCUCCGGAGGAGGACCGACCCGCGCCUGCCUCUCCGCAGGCUUCGCGCCGCCCUGUGCCUUCCUGGCGGCGCAUUCGGGCACUAAUGGCAGCACGCUGUGGGAAAGGCCAGUGGCCCAGGAGCUGCUCCUGAUGGACUGCUCGGUGGAACACGGCGGCUCUCCGGCCUGCCUUGUCAUCGGGAAUCCGGCUUCCCUUGUCCUCCUGGACCUGGAGACAGGCCAGACUCAGUGGAAUGAGACAGCCAUUUUGGGGGCUAACUCUACAGUCCUGAGUCCCUUACUGAAGAUUCCUGAUAUCGACAGAGACGGUGUGCCUGAUUUCUUGGUCUUUGCUGUCACAGGAGAGGAGACGAAGAGCUUCUUCUUUUCGGGAACAUUUGGCACGCAAAAGAAAUUCAGCGGAAGCCUGCAUUUGCCAGGACUGAUUGGGCACCUGUUGCAUAUCACCAAGGGCGGAGCCCAUUACAUCCUGUUCUACACAGCAAAGGCUCUUUUUGCCUACUCGCUGAAGGAGCUGUAUCGCAUGGCUGUGGGCCCAGCAAGCCCAGCCCUUGCCAGCCUGAAGGAAGAUGCGGACUGGGAGAUGGCGAUUCAUCACAAGGCCCGACAGGUGCCUUUAGCCAGUUCUGGAGACAUUCAGUACGUGACAAAGAUAUCAGAGAAAUCAGGGAGCCAUAUUUUGGUUACAAGAUCAGCUAUGUUGGAGCUGGUGAAUGGACAGCAACUGAGUUCGUUGUGGGUUGUUGGUGUGCCACACAUUCUGAGGGAGCCCAUUCUUGGAGCCUUUGGUCCCGAUGAGAUUGCCGUGGUUAUUGAAAGCAGAGUCUCACCUGUGACAAAGAAGGUUACAAUCGUGGAGGGCAGUUCUGGAGCCAUCAAGUGGGAAGUGGAGCUGCUUUCGGAAAUACAGAGUCCCAAGCCAGCCUCUCUUGCAACUGCUGAUCGCAGAUCCAUUUUCCUCUUUUGGGGCCUGUACCAAGAUGAAAGAAAUGAAACUGGAUCUUGGCAUGGAAGUCAGCAGCAGCGGCUGUACCUUUUCCAUCCCUCCCUGCCCACUGUCCUCUUGGAACUGAGCAAUAGCACUGAGCCCAUAGUGGCCUUUGAAGGGUUGCUUUUUGAGCGAAGCCGCCAUGCCUGUUACGUGCUGCUGGUAGGCCCACAGGUUGGCAGCUCCCUUGGGAAAGUGAUACUCUCAAAGCGGAAGCUGAAGGAAGACAUUUUCAGCAGCCACGUGAUCUGGCUCAACCAGAUGCCCCAAGAUACUGACCAGAAUGUCCGGGACUAUUUCCACCGAAUGCGAUUCCGUACCUUUGGGUGAAGCUAGCCAGGGAGAAGGUAAACCGCACUCGGCUUCUGGAAUACUUUGGCUAGUCCACCACCAGGACUUGGAUCCCAUACCCUGGAUUUUGUGUAGAGGCCCUAGGUUAAACAGCACAUGGGGGAAAGAGAGAGACAUUAUGCCUCCUCUCUGACCAUCAGAGAUAUCCAUUCCCCAGAGGAGAAAGAUCUUGGAAAUGGUGCAACUGGGGUGGGGGCAGUUCUCAGAGUUAUCGUGUGCCUGGCCAUCUGGCUUCUCUUAGUCAUCCUUCCCACUGGAACAGCGGACUCUGCGCAGCUUGGCUAUAUAACUGCAUCAGCCCCAGAAGUGCCUUGAGGGCCCUCUCAGUGUCAUAAUUGGUUUGGAUCCUACAAUCUCCCUGAAGAAUCUGCAAAGCAAUCGAAGCAGCUCCAUCGGCCUUGGCCACCUCUGCUCCCAAAGUAAUGCACCUGGGCUGCCUGAUCUCCAGCUCACAGGCACCGAGCCAUGCAGGUACUAGGACAUCCAACUGCUCCUUGUUUUCUUGCUGUGGCCAAGCCUCAGGUGUGGCUUUUUCUAUCACAGUUCAAAGAUGGAGAUGCUUUGCAGAGUCGGAGUUCAUUUAUCUGCCACAGAUAAUUUCAAUUUCAAUAAAU
This is a messenger RNA of Protobothrops mucrosquamatus (brown spotted pit viper), 2333 nucleotides long. It is a transcript of the gene FAM234A, whose product is annotated as family with sequence similarity 234 member A. Lineage: Eukaryota; Metazoa; Chordata; Lepidosauria; Squamata; Viperidae. The coding region runs from base 1 to 1698 and encodes 565 amino acids. The transcript has 11 exons. The record is from RefSeq and is a predicted model, not a curated record.